CUCUGAAUUGUUCCCUUAUGUGACAUGGCGUCUGAUAGAAAAGUUUCUUCGUAAACGAAUUCUAGCAUUAUUAUUGUUUUUAUGACAUCGAUUGGCGAAUCGGCUUAUUGUAGAAGCCACAAACAUUUCUUAGAGAUUUGCAUUGAUGGUAAUGCAUGCAAGGAAAACGCAGCGGAUGAACGAUGGGUACUUCGAGAAGCACCAAACCCAUCCUUAUCAGAGUUCGAAGUACAGUUCAUCAAAAAGCUAUGGAUCGAGUAGUGACAGAUAUGAAAGGAUACGUGAUUCGCCCAACGGGAAUUACAGAUCAGACAGUCCAGAUUCUCAGUCGCCCAGGGACCGUGAUAGAUCUUAUCAAUCUAAAAGCUCCUACCUACAGAAAAUCCGUGAAAAGGAGAGAGAAAAUAGAGACUAUAAAAUGUCAAGGGACAAGUAUUCUGAUAGUGCCAGGUCACCAAAGGAUAAGCGCAGCAUUAGAGAUUCUGAGCACAGAAUUAGUUCAGAUAGGAAUGAUGAAAAAAGCAUCUUGCAUCCGAUAAAGACGUCUCAGGUGUCUUCUAGAGAUAGGAAGCCGAUGCAUAAUAACUGUGUAGAUAAGCGGGAUGAUAGAGAUAGAGUCAAUAGGGUAGGCGAUUGGUCAGAGCACGUGAGUUCUUCUGGGAAGAAGUAUUAUUACAAUUGUAAAACCGAAGUAUCCCAAUGGGAAAAACCCAGAGAAUGGAUAGAGAGAGAGCGGGAACGUGAUCGUUUCAGAAGUAGAGACAGAGAUAGAGAAUCUGAACGAAAUUACAGUAGUUCCAGCCGUUCGACGCAGAGACAUGAGAAACAUUCCAACUCACGAGCGGCCAACAGUAGCAGUACUAGCAGUAAGGACCACGGCAGGAGCGCGGAAAGCGCCACCGGCAGCCGACAUUGGAGCAGCGGCAGUAGCAGAGAUGACGGCGACGCGUCCUCUAAAGAAUCGUCAAGACUGUCCCGGAAACACUCCGAGGAGAACAUACAGACGAGCCAAGACAUGGAUAUCUCGCCGGGAGAUAGUACUCCCACCUCUGAAGUUUCUUAUUCGACCAGUACAUCUCUACAGAUAAACGACCAAGCCGGCGGUGCAGUGGGGCCCGUACUGCUAGCGAACGCCCUACCAAAGCUGACAUCGCAUCCGAUCCAUGUCCCAUCGACGCUCGCCAUCUCCAGGUCAGAUCACGUGCUGUCGCUGUCGUCGCCCCAAAACACACCCGCCCCGUCGACGAUGACGGUCAGCAACGCGUCCUGCCUGCCGAUCGCCAUGACCAUGAUGACUAUGACGACGAUGACGACGUCGUUGCCCAGGAUGAUGUCUCAAUCGUCAUCAGAUAAUAGCUCGUCAGAUAAAUGUUUACACGUGCUUCAAAGGGCGGGGGUCGGGGAUAGUUCGGUGCUCACUACUCUUACUGUAGACACUAAUAAUCAUUCGGGUAGUGUAGUUGAGGGCCCUCCGACGCCCACUCAUUCCGAAACGCCGGAUUGUGCAAAGGCUGCAGUAGUACCUGUUAGUAGUCCCCCUGGCAGUUUACAAACCCUGCAAGGAGUGUCUAGUUCGUUACAAGCGUUAAGACCGCAGGGACCCACGAUUACACCAUCGUUAGCUAAUCAUUAUAGGGAUGACCUGGUGAAUCAUGUCCGGGGAUGGCCGGCCGAAUUGUUAGAAAAACAGGCGCAAAAAUUGGCUGAAGAGGCGCAUGUGAUGGGCAGUAUACAAUGUUCUAAGGUUUCGGCCGAACUCAAGUCUGCGAGGUCAAUAGUUCGACUUACUGAAAUUCAAGCAACUUUACAAGAACAGAGAAUAUUAUUUUUACGCCAGCAAAUAAAGGAAUUAGAAGAGUUAAAGUCACAAAAUUCGUUCAUGUCGGACGAUACUUAGUAGCGAAAUAUCACAAGAUUUAGUCGUAUGGUCAACAAAUCAACUUCAGUGGAAAAUAUAAUUUUUUUUGGGAUAUUUAUAUUAAUUGAGCGGUGUAAAAAUUUUCAACAUUUCCAAAAAAAAAGUCCUACUAGUUGGGCCUGUCUGGCAUUUUUAUUUAAUUUAAUUGAAUAACUAAAGACUAUCUAUCUCCUUAGGUAGAGUUAUGUGACCUUGUAUUUGUAUUAUAUUGGUUUUAUGUUUUAGAUUUAGAUAAAUUAAUAUAAUAUAGACCAUAGUUUUC
Psylliodes chrysocephalus is the source of this 2180-nucleotide messenger RNA. NCBI's taxonomy places the organism in Eukaryota, Metazoa, Arthropoda, Insecta, Coleoptera, Chrysomelidae. The record is from the annotation of a GenBank genome assembly.